GUUCGCGGGGUCCAAUAUCUUCUGUUGUUUGUGUAAUAAUCUUUAGAUUUUGAAACAAUAUUAGUAGUGGGAUUGUGAUGAGCUAUGAUACAUUUACUGACGCCAAGUUUGUUUAGCUCACAAAGCAGUGGUUUCAUUUGAAUGAAAUUAUCUCAUUCUGUUUACAAACUAAGGAUUUACUGGCUUAAAAUACCUCUGAAGACCUCGACAAUGCUUCGCAGCUUAUUCUUGUAUCUUGGAAUUUGUGCUUUCAUAAGCAAAGUUUCUGAUACGGCAAAUGUUUGGCAGAGAUCAAGGGUCUUGCUUGUUGCAGACCUUGGCUCUUCGAUAAUUGAUGCUGAAAAGCUGCAAACGUCUUUCACAGGAACAGAUCAAACCACUUUACCGAAUGAAUUUGUUAUCCUUCAGCGAGCACGAGAUGGCGGCUUUGAAUCUCACGGCUCAUUUAAGUCAUUGACAAAAGUACAAGAUCGGAAAUACACUUCUGUUAGAAAAGAAAACAUUCUUCCAUGGCUGUUAGAAAAGAAGCCAAAUUUUGUGAUUUGUGUGGCAGAUAAUGCAGAGGUUCCACAGAUUUUGACUUCUGCACAGAUCAGAGGUUUGUUACCCUUGGAAACCAGACUAACAAUAUGGAUGGUUGGGGAUAAUGGGAAGGCAGCUGACAAAAUGAAUUUGAUUUCACUUAGAACACCCAGACUCACGGACCUCGAUUCAGUGAGAAAUGAUGGAAAUCGUCUAGAGUCAAGAGAAAUCAGCUCCUCUUCUGGACGAGAUUUUGGAAACAUCAUUUUAGAAGCGUUUCAGGAAGAAUACAACCGCGUUCAUAAUAGAAAGAGAAGGGCCGCUCGAAGUGUACCUUAUGCUAUCCCAUCAUCUUCAAGCUCAGGCCCUUUAGUUAGUGCAGCGUCUUCAAGCUCCAAAUCUACAAUUUUACCUGUACCUUCGAGUUCAAGUAAUGCAGUUAGUAAAGUUAGCUCGAGUCCACCAGUUAUUCCAGCACUUACAAGCUCAAGCCCUGAAGUUGGAGCAUCGUCUUCAAGCUCAAGUCAUACAGUUGUAGCAGGGUCUUCAAGCCCAAGUCAUACAGUUGUAGCAGGGUCUUCAAGCCCAAGUCAUACAGUUGUAGCAGGGUCUUCAAGCUCAAGUCAUACAGUUGUAGCAGGGUCUUCAAGCCCAAGUCAUACAGUUGUAGCAGGGUCUUCAAGCCCAAGUCAUACAGUUGUAGCAGGGUCUUCAAGCCCAAGUCAUACAGUUGUAGCAGGGUCUUCAAGCCCAAGUCAUACAGUUGUAGCAGGGUCUUCAAGCCCAAGUCAUACAGUUGUAGCAGGGUCUUCAAGCCCAAGUCAUACAGUUGUAGCAGGGUCUUCAAGCUCAAGUCAUACAGUUGUAGCAGGGUCUUCAAGCCCACGUCCUACAGUUAGAGUAGCAUCCUCAAGCUCUAGGUCUACAGCUUUACCUGCACCUUCGAGCUCAAGUCAUGCUUUUAGUGCAGCAACUUCAAGUUUUACUCCUGUAGUUCUUCCAGCAUCUUCAAGCUUAAGUCGUUUUGUCACUCAAGUAACAUCAGGCUCAAGCCCUGAAAAUACUGUGGUAGCUUCAAGCACACGCCUGACAGUUACGACAGCACUUUUAAACACAAGUCCUGUUCGUAGUGCAGCAUUUUCAAGAACAAGUCCUUUUGUCAGUGAAGCACUUUCAAGCAUGAGUCCUGUUAUCAGUGCAGCACCUUCAAGUUCACGCCCUACAGUCACUAUAGAACUUUCAAGCACAAGUCUCGUUGUAAGUGCAGCACUUUCAAGCUCAAGUGCUUUCGUUAGUGGUGUUCCUUCAAUUUCAGCCUCAGCAAUUCCCUCAGCCUCUUUUACUUUAAGUACUGCAGUUGGUGGUAACACUUCGAGUUCAAGGGUUAAAGGUACCCCUACAUCGUCACGUUCAAUGCGCACAGUUAGUCCAUCCAUUUCAGCCGCUAUCUCUGCAACUGGAUCAGUAAAUACAGUGACAAGCUCUUUGGUUGGUUCAACGAUAUCAAAUACAAUGGCUUCAGAAUCGAUUGUGUUGUCUGUUAUCUCACCAACAACCACUGCGAGACAACCAACCCCUUCAUCUUCACACGUAGUGACUGAACAACCACCUGUUUAUAAAAAUGAGACCGUUGUUAUCGUGUUUGAUGGGGAUUGUAAUUACCUCAAGAGCAACAGCGAAAGGGAGAACGAAUUUCGAAAGGCAGUACAGGAAAAAGUCUCCAGUAAACUUAGUAUUCCGAGAUCAGAAAUUGUGGUCGGAGAUGUCGUAUGUGGUUCAAUUCGAGUUCCUAUAACUUUCUAUCAAUCAAGCGGAUUAAGAAAUGUGACACAAGUUUUGAAGAAAAUUGUUGACAGCGGAAACUUUAGCUUAACUGUAAGAGGCAAAACAUUUAAGGCAAGUAAGUUGGAGGUGGUUCGUCCGACGUCACCAGUUACCCAAGCGCCAACAACCGAGGCCAAGACUAAUAAAAUUGUGUUUUACCUUUACAUAGGAUUUGGUAUUUUGAUGGCUUUUGUUUUCUGUAUCGGCGUCUGUGUGUUUGUUGUCCGAUGUCGCAAGGAUCGACGCGGGGGCAGCUUUUUCCUUACCAACGACACAAAUUAUGAACUAAGGCGAUUUCAUGGUAUCCCUCGUGCGAGCUCGUACUCCAGGAUGAACUACUAUGGAGAACCUGUGGAAAUAGAUGCGACAACCGCUGAUCCCAACGCUGAGGAUGAAUUUGAAGCAGGAGCUGGAGCCUAUUCUUACAAUAGGUCGCCUGCUAGAGGUCGUGGUAAACUAACUGGUACAACCAACGGUGAUGCUUAUCAGGGAGACAAGUUUAAUGUUGGUGCAUUGGGUAUGCCGGAGUGGAACCUCCCAAGGCUGUCGGACAAAGAAGUGACUGUUGCUGAAUCUGAAGAAGACAUUCCCAGGUCAGCGGGUUCGGUUGGAAGUCGUCAACUCUUGAUAGAUAGUCCGAAAAGUUCCUUGGCUGAUUCAGCGCAAGCUUAUGAUAAUCCUGUUCUUACCUUUGGCGACUGUCAGCCAAGGUUGGGUAAGGAAGAAAAUCAGAGCUAAAUAAGGAAGCAAGGAGUUUUUGUGUCGUUAGGUUUCUUAUGUAGCGCUGUGUUUCAUCACUGAGGAAGCUGUUAAUCCUUCUGGGUCCGUGUGGCUCAGUAAGCAGCCUUUGUUCAAGACUUAGUUUGUGCACCUGUAUAAUUACUAGAUGAUCAUGCUAUUUCGAAAUUCAAAAGGGCGUUUAUCUUCCCUUCGAAAGUGGAUUGGAUACAUGUGGGUUCACCAAUCAAUAUAAAUUGAAAUAAGUGAGGUGUCGAUGCUCUAUCGUACUUAACUGCUCAGUUCGCCAAACGAUUCUGAAGAAGCGGUCUGAACCGAUUGUUAGUCACUUAGUCAGUUGACUGUUAUAUUAUACCAAUCAUGGGACGAGUUUAUAACAAAAGAAUCAGCUUGAAGUCGUUGCACUGUAUAAACCUCACUUUUUUAUUAAUUACCACAUAACUUUGACCAAUACGAAAACAUCGUGACUUCAUUAUGUAACAGUUGAAUGCAGAAAAAUGUAGCAUCUGACACAAGGACACCGAUGUUUCUUAACUAAUCUGAGGGUUAUUUAAUUUUGGUAUAUAUUAGAUAAGUAAUACAGAGAGAAAUUGCUAAGCGACCACUUUGUUACUUUAUAGUAUUUGAAUAAAGGAAAUUGCAUUUUUUUUU
Messenger RNA from Stylophora pistillata, 3735 nucleotides. RefSeq lists its product as uncharacterized. The record is from RefSeq and is a predicted model, not a curated record. NCBI's taxonomy places the organism in Eukaryota, Metazoa, Cnidaria, Anthozoa, Scleractinia, Pocilloporidae.